CAUCACAAAUUAUUUCCACUUUGAGGAUUUCCAUUCUGAGGCUUUCAUAAACGAGCCUCCGCCUAGUGGGCCGGAGGAGUGGAAACUGGAAGAACCUCAGAGAGAACAAGAACGUCAGAAGAAAAUUGCCAUAUGAAUUGCAAAAGUAGUGUGUUCGAAAAAAUAGUGGCAAUCAUCAUGCAUGACAGAUCUACGUCCACCUUUGUACGCGAACCAGCAUGAAAAUGCAUGUGACUCGGUUAAUAUAGCACCGGAGGUGGGUCGAGUGACGGGUCGUUAAGGGGGUUAAUUCUGUGAUGCGACUCCUGUUAUACUGUACCAGUAAAUUAAGUAAGUAUGCGAUAUUACUUUUGCCAUGCAUAUCGCGAGGUGAAGAACGACGUGAGUCUCUGGAAACACGUGCAGUCUUUCAAGGCCCUGCACAUCAUUUAUUACGAUGAAAAUGCCCCCACCCCCGAACUUGGGAGCAUUUGUAUUGCAAACCUUUCCAAAUGAAACAUUCCCCCUCUUGCAUCUAUCAGCAUCACAGAUUUCCGAUCGUGAGUAGCAAAGAUUUGUAUUGCAAGAGAUCCCAGCAAGAGCGGCGCUUGUCAACAUGCAAGCGAUGCGGGGGCACACGCCUGGACUCUGCAUCAGAAAGGUUCAUACUCCUUUCAUGCAUUACAAUAAAAAGUUUUCAUUUGGAACCUUUGCAUCACAAAUCUUCGCAACUUUGGGGGUGGGGGCAUUUUUCCUCGCGAUAUUAUUCACAUGGACUUCCACUGGGAGAAUGUGUGUGUCUGUCAAGACCCAAAAACCAAGAAGACCAAGCACACUUUAUCAAAUGCAAAAAUGUCUGGGUCUGGAAACUUGUAAUGCUAAAAGUGAAUGAUAGACGCACUGCAGUACGCAGCUAUGCAUGACAAAUUUCUUGGCUGCCAUGUCUUACGUAUUCCGCAUGGCAAACUGCGUUUUUGCAUGCAAGACGACGCCGUGAGGACGACCACAGGGUGUCCGUCUCAAUGAUGACGAUGAUGAUGACAGGAAAGAGGGCCUUUUCGUGCCUAUGCAACACAGACUCUCGAGUCAUGCCAGACAAGCAUGACAAACUUGCAUUCUUCCAGACCCAGACAUAUUUGCAAUCCAUACACUUUCAUUGUGGACUACAAGCGCAUCUACUCGUGGAAAUCAGAUAAACCGGAACAGUAUGAAAUGCAAAACCAUCGUACUAGUAAUAGUAUAAAUCGCAUGUUGACAAAUUUUCUGAGCAUGAGAAAUGAAAUUUGUAAUGCGGAUUUAACUUGAGAAGGAAAUUUGUAAUGCAUGAAUGCAAUUAGUACGACUACGAUACUUUUGCACAGGAUAAACAGCUGAAGCGGCAACCGGAAGAACACUUGAAAAAACACAAACCCGAGGAAGACCAGGUCGUGACCAUCAAAAUGUAUCACAGGAAAAACGUGUUUACAGUUUACACAUGUGCUCUUGGAGUUUCUGCACCACAAAGUUCCUCGACAUGGCAAGAAAGAAAAACUGAUGUGAAGAUGCGCAGCCUAUAAGGGAAAUAAGCACGAAUGAAAUGAGCCUGGCAAGCAUUUCCUGCAUGACAGAGGUGGUCUGAGUCUUGCUUGUCUUCCAGCAGAGUGUGUAACUGUGACACUUUUUUCAUCGGGAUAAAAUGUGCCUGAAUUUCAUGGUGAGCUGGUUCCAGAAUGACAAAAAGAAUCUUGCUCAGGAGAUCGGGCUGAACGAAAAUGACUACUGCAUCUGGGAUAUCAAAUGCAAAUAUGUCUGGGUCUGGAAGGUUGGAAGACUUGUCAUGCAGGUUUUCCAUGCCGCGUAAGGUCUGUCAUACAUGGCCCAGCAUGACAGAUUCUCCCCGAACUCUAUCAUGCCUCGUCUGCAUGAGAAACUCCCUCUCAGCUUGGUCAAAAGUGGACAGCUUUUGGUAAUCAUGCAGCACAGAUUUUUGCACUAUCCAGAAUUACCAUGACAAGUUGCAUUCUUCCAGACCCAGACAUAUUUGCAAUGCAUAUGGGAAAAAAUGAAAGACUACAUGGAAAGAUUCGCCUGGAACUCGUGGCUGAAAUAUGCGAACGCUGGCGACCCGACGGAAGUGUCGACGUUUGACGACUGAAGAAGGCGAAGGGGGCUGGGGGCGAUGUUGGCACAACAAAAAAAAAAGUGGUGCUCCGGCUUGAAGAUAUUCUUCAUUUAUGUCUUCGGUUUUUUUCGCGCUAUGAGUAUGAUCUCCUACUUAUGGUCGUGCGCGACGGCGCAUGUAGUACCUUCUAUUUUGCUUGCAAACUAUGCAAUCGAUGAAAUUUAAUCGCCAAAAAGUACAGUAUCAGAUUAAAUAGGAACACUUGUGCAAUGAAGACGUUUGACUUUUUUCAUCUACGUUUUUUUUUUUUCCCACCAACAUGGUAGGCCUCGCGACAGACAAGAUCGAUGGGUGUCCGUCGCGUCCAAAUCCAUCAGGGUUUCAGGGGUUUCAGGGUUGUUUAGCGUUUGUGCUAAUUUUGAUUUGAUUUUUUUUCUCCCUUUUUUUUAUCGCUUUUUUAUGCGUUUUUUUAUUCAUUUUUCAAUUUUUUUCUCCUUUUUUUCUUUUUCGUACGCUGAACAACUUUAAGCGUAUUUUUUCAUGACUUUUUCUUUUUUUUGAUGAAUGUGAAAGCAUCUUGAACUUGAAGCCGUAUCAUCAUGAUGUUAGUUUGAAUUGCACAAGAAGAGCAAGAAACUAAAAUCCAACAACGGUCGAGGAUGAGUAUGAGCCGAGUAAGUAAAUACCAAAAGUAAAAAGCGCUAUGAAGAAGUAAACAAGACCGAUCACCACGCGGACCCCAUGCCGCGUUUUUU
Molecule: messenger RNA, 2835 nt
Organism: Amoebophrya sp. A120
Lineage: Eukaryota; Dinophyceae; Syndiniales; Amoebophryaceae
Source: the annotation of a GenBank genome assembly